Molecule: messenger RNA, 2563 nt
Organism: Rhinichthys klamathensis goyatoka
Lineage: Eukaryota; Metazoa; Chordata; Actinopteri; Cypriniformes; Leuciscidae
Gene: troap
Product: trophinin associated protein
Exons: 15
Coding region: 19-2232 (737 amino acids)
Source: RefSeq, a predicted model, not a curated record
GCACUGCAUCCUGUCGAGAUGGCGUCCUCUAACCCUCUGCGACCCCACAACAGAAGUCAGCAGGAUCAACCAGGGACCUUGAUGAAUCAGGAUUUGAAGACUAAGCUCAGUGCGUCCUCCUUUAAAAGAGGAUCUGAGAAUCUUGACCCCAAUGCUUCUGCUGAAACUGGAAAAGGAGUCAAUAAACUGAAAGCUGUCAGCAGGCUUCCAGUCCUCGCCAAAUCUCUGCAACCAGCCCUAAGUGAGCUCUCCCAAAAUCCCAGUCUCAACAGAUGGGAACAGAGGCCUCUUAUGGGUAAAGUGCAGAAAAAAAGGGCCUGCACCAAACCCAUUCCUUUCAAUCUGUCCCAGUCACGCUCACGCGGUCAGAGAAACACAGACAUUCCUCAAGAAAAAGCGCCCCUGACGCAUUCUGCCCGACUAACACCUGUGGCAAAAGUGAGGAACUUAAAUCCAAGUGCCAAAACUGAAACUCAGAGCCAUAAGGCUACUACACCAGGUGUCCUCAGGGCUCCAGCAAACAAGUCACAGCGAUUGCAGCCUGGUAGUCAUGUAGAAUAUGUUGCAUUAAAUAAAAACUCCACUGAUGUUCACCCACCUUCACAAGAAUCCAGAUGCUGCAGUCACACUGAUUUAAGUUCACGUUUAGGUAGCAUCACUCUUGUACAAUCUAAGCUUCCUGAAGACUUAGGUUGGAGUCAUUUAUGUAAAACUUCACUUGUUAAAGUAGAUGUUAAUUCUGAUAAUCAAGCACCAAAGGACAAGUACUGUUUCCAAACUGUCCCUUCAACUACACAAAGCCAUGUAAGCACUAAAGGAUCAUCAUCAAAUCUUCCAUCAGCUGUACGCAAUGUCCUUCCAUGUGAGGGAUCGAGUGCUGUUGGAGCACAAUGCAUGAUGCUGCGUUUAUCUACCUGCCCCCCUGGACUGGGAACCUCCAAUCAUGUGCCUCAAAGAGUUGUGAAGAAGAGUCACCAUGGUGUUGAUGGCACCGCAGACAAAGCUGGGCCGUUUUCCCCUGACCCAUCGGCACUACGUAGUAUUCUACAGAGUGAUGGAAUGAGACUGGAGGAGCAUGUUGGAGCAACACCCAGAGUAUCAGUCUGUCCCACUGGCAGAGGAACUUCUAUUUAUUCAGCUCAAAGAGUACCUGUCAAAAAGACUCAAAAAGAAGCUCCAGCGGAGGCCAAAAGCACUACAGGAAGUGCUGUGUCCUUCUCCCCUGACCCUGCAGCCCUGUGCAGUAUUCUACUGAAUGAAGGUGUGAGGGCUGUUGGAGCAACACCCAGGGUUUCAACCUGUCCCACUGGCAGAGGAACCUCCAUUUAUUCUGCCCAGAGAGUCCCAGUGAAGAAGAAUAAACCAGAAGCCACAGCGACAGCAGCAGCAUCUCAGUGUGCAAAUAGAACACCAGUGAUGAAAUGGACACCGCAGCGGGUUGCAAACACCAAACCACAGUCAAUGAGGAAGCUCUGUACCGGCCAAAAGAUGUCCAGUUUAAGGGGCUCUCCGGGUUUGCGUGGAGCCCACGACCCCAGCACUGGACUCUUGAUGUGCCAUGAGGGGGAGGAUGUUGUUCAGAGGUUAUUUGAGGACCAAGAGCAGACCGACGAUGACCGGAUUGACCAAGAUGAGGUUACUUCGCAACAAUUGCUGAAAAGUCACCAAACUGCUGAAGCUCAGUCAAGAAUGAAAGAAAAUUCUGAUUCAAACCAUUGCCACACUGAGAACAGAGGCAAGAAAACAGCCCAGCCGUUCAUACAAGCAGCACACAGAGGGUCAGUCAUUGUUUUCUCAUCAAGCCAAAGACUUGGACCAGACCGGUCUCAGGAUACUCUGAAGACCACUGGAGCAGACGUCCCUUUGCAGCUCUGUGUAGACCGGCCAACAUCCCAAAAUGCACUACCACUGCUAUCAGACCAAAGAAAUGGAUCACAGAUCAAUCCUAGCUUAGACCUGGCUAAACAAAGCCAAUCAAAAGCUCCUACCGUCACACACUCUACCGCUGUGUCUGCUCUGCGGCGGCGUCAUACGCCUCUGGAGGAGAUGAUUCUGGAUGAGGAAUGUGCUACGUACACCUCUCGCCUGCUGUCCUGCCCGCUGCAGCCCCGCUGUGGCAACCCGGUGGCCACCACACUUCUGUUUAAAGACUGUACUAGUUUUUUACCCAUUGGCCUGUCCUCACCAGUACAUUUGAAUCCAGUCCCUUCUGGUUCCUCAAUCAGAGCAUAAAGGCAGAUGUCCCACAGCAUAUUUCUUGAGUAGGUCUGUGUAAAGUUAUGUAAUACUGUCUGAAACAGUAUUUCUAGUUGCACUUUUGAAAUGGCAUGUUGUCAUACAGUUAGAUGUAACUGGAUACAGAUUCCACAAGCAGCAAAGUCUUGGACAGAUACAAUGUUUGAUGGGAUUUACUGUUGACAGCAUGACUGAACUCUUUGUAUACUGAACACUUUCAUAAUUUUUACACUGAACUUGUCACUGACUAGAAACACUAUGUGCUUUCAGCUUGUCUCUUGUGUAAAGUGUAUAAUAAAUCUAUAUAUAAACACAAAGGCUUACAUUA